AUGUCUGGUGCACAAAAGGGCAGUCCUUUGACUUUGGUGUUGAUGGUUGCUUCUGCAGCCAUUGGAGGAACUCUUCAGUAUGGCUUCAACCUGGCCAUCAUGAACGCCCCCACAACUUUUAUUCAAACCUUUGUCAAUGAGACAUUCCUGGAACGCUGGGACAUCCAGCUGGAGGACUACCAGGUGACUCUGUUCUGGACAAUCAUUGUCUCCAUCUUCUCGUUGGGGGGCUUUGCGGGGGCUCUUAUUGCAGGACCGAUGACCAUUCGCUUUGGGAGGAAGAAAUGUCUGCUAUUGAACAAUAUUUUCCUCAUGAGUGGCUCACUCUUGGCUCUGACAAGUAGAGCUGCGAGGUCUUUUGAGAUGAUCAUUAUCUCUCGUGUCCUAGUUGGAAUAAAUGCAGGGAUCAGCAUGAAUGUGCAGCCCAUGUAUUUUGGAGAAAGUGCACCAAAGCACUUAAGAGGGGCUAUCUCCUUGUCAUCAGCUGUUUUCACAGCAUUUGGAGUUGUGUUGGGACAGGUGGUUGGACUCAGAGAGAUUUUGGGCAGUGAGCCAUAUUGGCAGUACCUUCUUUCCAGUAAUGCCAUUCCUGGCUUCAUUCAGCUCCUUACACUGCCGUGGUUCCCAGAAAGCCCCAGAUACUUGCUCAUCGACAAGGGGGACAAGGAGGCCUGUGUAAACGCUCUGAGACGUCUGCGUGGCUGUGAGGUCCAGAGCAGCGAGCUUGAUGAGAUCCUGCAGGAACAAGCUGAAGCCAAAGGAAUGCGGCCCAGCCGACCGUGGGAGCUUUUUGCUGACCGCUCUGUGCGCUGGCAGCUCAUUUCUGUGAUUGUUAUAAGCAGUGCCAUGCAGCUCUGUGGCAAUGACUCGAUUUACUUCUAUGCUUCAUAUGUGUUUAAAGAGGCCGGAAUAUCAGAUGAAAAAAUUCAGUAUAUCACAAUCGGCACUGGUACAUGUGAAUUCGUAGCCUGUAUAAUGUGUAACCUGCUGAUAGAGCGCAAAGGUCGGAGAUUCAUGCUGAUGGGAGGGUUCAUUCUCAUGACCAUCUGGGCUGUCGUCUUCACAAUUGCUCUAUCCUUUGAGCAUUACAUAUCCUGGAUGCCGUACCUGAGCAUGGGCUGCAUCUUUACCUACAUCCUCAGCUUUGGCAUGGGACCAGCUGGAGUGACGGGAGUUCUGCCCACAGAGAUCUUCAACCAAACUGCUCGGCCAGCAGCCUACAUGAUCGCUGGCUCCAUGAUGUGGCUCAACCUGUUCAUCAUUGGAAUGAUCUUCCCAUUUCUAGUGAGUGAGUUGAGUGAGUACUGCUUCGUGCCUUUCGGAGCAGUCUGCCUGCUGUCUGCGCUGUACGUCGGCCUGUUUCUGCCUGAGACCAAGGGGAAGUCUCUGUCGGCCAUCACGAGUGAAUUCCACAAGCUCAAUUUCAAAGGCCAGGACAGAAAGUGUGCAUCACAAACUCAAGCUCAGUACCAGCUGGGUGAAGUGUGUCUUUCCACAGCCUUGUAG
This is a messenger RNA of Scomber scombrus (Atlantic mackerel), 1506 nucleotides long. RefSeq names its product solute carrier family 2, facilitated glucose transporter member 11-like. Gene Ontology annotation, molecular function: hexose transmembrane transporter activity. Bases 1 to 1506 code for a protein of 501 amino acids. The transcript is spliced from 12 exons. Gene Ontology annotation, cellular component: membrane. The record is from RefSeq and is a predicted model, not a curated record. NCBI's taxonomy places the organism in Eukaryota, Metazoa, Chordata, Actinopteri, Scombriformes, Scombridae. Gene Ontology annotation, biological process: monosaccharide transmembrane transport.